Molecule: messenger RNA, 1838 nt
Organism: Amorphotheca resinae ATCC 22711
Lineage: Eukaryota; Fungi; Ascomycota; Leotiomycetes; Helotiales; Amorphothecaceae
Exons: 2
Coding region: 113-1771 (552 amino acids)
Biological process (GO): amino acid transmembrane transport
Cellular component (GO): membrane
Molecular function (GO): amino acid transmembrane transporter activity
Source: RefSeq, a predicted model, not a curated record
GAUGUGCUGAAUGAGCUGCCAAGUUGGAGCUUUAUAUCUGGCUGUCGUGCUCAAAAUUUCAGUUUGAAUUUAAUUUCUUUUUUUCCAUGUCAAUGACGAUCUAUCCGCCAUCAUGGGCCAAGACGAUGUCAUUGAAACCGCUCCAAAGGUAGCGGAGGAGAAAAUUGCGGCGUAUCCAGGGGCGCAAUUGGCUGAGGGCGACGAUGGCUCGGGCUGUGACAUGGAGAAGCACGUUGUGCAGCCAGCACCGGAGUUGAAGAGGAGGUUGAAGUCGAGACACUUGCAGAUGAUUGCUAUAGGUGGCACCAUCGGAACAGGUCUCUUUAUUGGUAGUGGUGGAGCAAUUGCCAAGUCAGGACCGGCUGGUGCACUCAUUGCAUAUGCCUUCGUGGGGACAAUUGUGUUCUCAGUCAUGAUCUCCUUGGGCGAAAUGGCAACAUAUAUUCCCAUUUCAGGGGCGUUUACUGCAUAUGCUACCCGCUUCGUGGAUUCUAGUCUGGGUUUCUCAAUGGGGUGGAUUUACUGGUUUUCCUGGGCCAUGACUUAUGCCUUGGAACUGACGGCUUCUGGGCUAAUCAUUCAAUAUUGGGAUAAAUCUCUUUCAAUCGGGAUCUUCAUCGCGGUGUUCUGGGUUGUUAUCACUGCGGUCAAUUUCUUACCCGUCAGCUUUUACGGGGAGUUUGAAUUCUGGUUCUCGAGUAUCAAGGUCCUCACCGUCACUGGCUUCCUCAUCUUUGCUAUCUGCAUCGAUGCCGGUGCAGGACAACACGGUUACCUGGGAUUCCAUACCUGGGGUAACCCAGGAGCCUUCGCUCCCUACCUCAUAGAACACGACGGGCCCCUCGCCAAGUUCGUCGGGUUCUGGGCCGUGCUAAUCCAAGCUGGCUUCUCCUACCAAGGCACGGAACUCGUGGGCAUCGCCGCAGGGGAGACGGAGAACCCACGCAAGAACGUUCCCGCCGCGAUCCGCAAGACUUUCUACCGGAUCAUCUUCUUCUUCGUCUUCACCGUGUUCUUCAUCGGCCUGCUCGUGCCAUACACGAACCCCAGCCUGCUGUCCUCAGCCUCCGACGCGACCGCCUCCCCCUUCGUCAUCGCCGCCAACCUUGCCGGAGUCAAGGUACUCCCGGGCCUCAUCAACGCCAUCCUCCUCUUCGUCGUCCUCUCCGCUGCAAACUCCAACGUCUACUCCGGCUCGCGCAUCCUCGUCGGGCUCGCGAACGACGGCUCCGCCCCGCCCUUCCUGAAACUCACCACCAAGGGCGGCGUGCCUUACUGCGCCGUAGCAUUCACCGCCGCCUUCGGGCUCCUCGCCUUCCUGAAUCUCUCGCAGAGUGGCGGCACCGUCUUCAACUGGCUGUUGAACAUCUCCGCCGUUGCGGGGUUCAUUACGUGGGCCUGUCUGAACGGCUGCCAUAUCCGAUUCAUGCGCGCGCUCGCGGCGCGGAACAUCUCGCGCGAUACCUUGCCGUAUAAAGCGAUGUGGCAGCCGUUCCUUGCGUGGUACGGUCUCUUCUUCAAUAUCCUCAUCAUCAUCACCCAAGGGUUCACGGCGUUUAUCCCCUGGGAUACCGAGAAUUUCUUCAUCGGGUAUAUAAGUGUGAUUCUGUUCGUCGUGCUGUAUCUGGGGCACAAGAUCGUCACCAGGUCCCCGUUCGUCAGGGCCCAUGAGGCGGAUCUUGAUUCCGGGCGCGCGGAGUAUGAUGAGAUGGCUUGGGAUAUCACAGUCCCUACCACGGCUUGGGGGAAAUUCUGGGAUUGGUUUGCUUGAGAAUGAAUCGUGGGGUUUUGGUUGGUUGGUCAUUUGGGAAAAUCUCCAUAUCCGCUAGGUUAAUGGG